Messenger RNA from Triticum aestivum (bread wheat), 2256 nucleotides. Its product is annotated as beta-hexosaminidase 2. Gene Ontology annotation, molecular function: beta-N-acetylhexosaminidase activity. The record is from RefSeq and is a predicted model, not a curated record. Gene Ontology annotation, biological process: carbohydrate metabolic process; glycosaminoglycan metabolic process. Bases 123 to 1919 code for a protein of 598 amino acids. The transcript has 2 exons. Gene Ontology annotation, cellular component: membrane. Lineage: Eukaryota; Viridiplantae; Streptophyta; Magnoliopsida; Poales; Poaceae.
ACCGCCAGAUCCCCUCCACUCAAAGAAAAAAAAAAGACCACCAGAUCCCCAAUGGCCGCAGCUCACUCCACCGAACACGCCGAAAUCCCUCAUCAUCCACUCCUCCUAAACCCCGGCCGGCCAUGGCAGCACUGCCGUAUCUCGCCGUCCUCCUCCUGCUCCUCCGCCCAGCGGCCGCACCCGCCGCUCGACCGCCGCCGCCUUCCAAGCCUCCGCCGCCGCAGCCGCACCAGAAAGUGUUCGUCUGGCCCAAGCCGACGUCCAUCUCGUGGCCGUCCGUCGUGUACGCGCCGCUCACCCCGACCUUCAGCAUCCGCGCGGUGCCGACCCACCCGGCCCUCCGCCACGCGAUCGCCUACUACAUCCGCCACAUCCGCGCCGAGCGCCACACGCCGCUGGUGCCCCCCGCCAACUACACGCUCGCCCGCGUCCCCGUCCGCCUCCUCACGCUCUCCGUCUCCGACGCCCAAGUCCCGCUCGGCCCCGACGUCGACGAGUCCUACACGCUCUCCGUGCCCGCGGACUCGGCCUCCGCCGACAUCUCCGCGGCCACGCCCUGGGGCGCCAUCCGCGGCCUCGAGACCUUCUCCCAGCUCGCAUGGGCCGGCGGCGGCGAGGCUGCGGGCGGCCAGUCGAUUGUCCCCAGCGGCAUCGAGAUCUCCGACCGCCCCCUCUUCACCCACCGUGGCAUCCUUCUCGACACCGCCCGCAACUUCUACCCCGUCCGCGACAUCCUCCACACCAUCCGCGCCAUGGCGUUCAACAAGCUCAACGUCUUCCACUGGCACAUCACCGACGCCCAGUCCUUCCCCAUCGUCCUCCCCACCGUCCCCAGCCUUGCCCACUUCGGCUCCUACUCCCCCUUCAUGCGCUACACCGACAAGGACGUCCGCCGCAUCGUCAAUUACGCCGCCGCCUUCGGCGUCCGCGUCAUCCCCGAGAUCGACAUGCCCGGGCACACGGGUUCGUGGGCAGGAGCGUACCCGGAGAUCGUGACCUGCGCGAACAAGUUCUGGGCGCCCACGGCGAGUCCCGCGCUGGCGGCGGAGCCCUGCACGGGGCAGCUGAAUCCGCUGAACCCCAAGGCGUACCGCGUGGCGCAGGACGUUCUGCGCGACCUGUCGGCCCUGUUCCCGGACCCGUUCCUCCACGGCGGCGCCGACGAGGUGAACACGGCGUGCUGGGAGGACGACCCCGUUGUACGCCGCUUCCUCAGCGAGGGCGGCACGCACGACCAACUCCUGGAGCUGUUCGUGAACGCGACCCGGCCGUUCAUGGUGCACGAGCUGAACCGCACGGUGGUGUACUGGGAGGACGUGCUCCUGGGGCCCAAGGUGAUGGUGGGGCCGACGGCGCUGCCCAAGGAGACGACCGUGCUGCAGACGUGGAACAACGGGGCCGAGAACACGAAGCGGAUCGUGGCCGCCGGGUACCGCGCCAUCGUCUCCUCGGCGGCCUACUACUACCUGGACUGCGGGCACGGCGGGUGGGUGGGCAACGACAGCCGGUACGACAAACAGGAGGAGGAGGGCGACGGGGCGCCGCUGUUCAACGACCCCGGGGGCACGGGUGGAUCGUGGUGCGCGCCGUUCAAGACGUGGCAGCGCGUGUACGACUACGACAUCCUGCACGGGCUGACCGAGGAGGAGGCCAACCUGGUGCUGGGCGGCGAGGUGGCGCUGUGGUCGGAGCAGUCGGACGCCGCGGUGCUGGACGGCAGGCUCUGGCCGAGGGCCGCCGCCGCCGCGGAGACGCUCUGGUCCGGGAACAAGGGCGCCAGCGGGAGGAAGCGGUACGCCAACGCCACGGACCGGCUCAACGACUGGAGGCACCGGAUGGUGGCGCGCGGCAUCCGCGCCGAGCCCCUACAGCCGCUGUGGUGCCCGCUGCACCCCGGCAUGUGCAACCUCUCGCAGUAGCCAGCAGCAGACCGGUGAAGCCUGGCCCCUGCUUUGCUGCCUUCCGUGCCGCACAGCGGCGUGGUGUGGUGGGAAGGAAUGUUCACAGAUCGAACUGGCACGGGGACAGAGAAUUGGAACGUGGAAGCAGCAGCGGGUAUCCGUGGAUCGACAUGGUGAUGAAUACCAGCGGAUGACCAAACAAGAAACUGCAAAAUAAACCAUUUUGUGUUGCUAGCUUCCACCUCUCAACAGUCUCGUGGUUCUUGCGGUAGGAUCAAAGUGAUGUGCGUCAGUGCGUGGUUGCUUUACUGUAUCUGACACUGGACAAUUCAUUGCAUCUAGGAGUACUUUUCAA